Molecule: messenger RNA, 4198 nt
Organism: Musca domestica (house fly)
Lineage: Eukaryota; Metazoa; Arthropoda; Insecta; Diptera; Muscidae
Product: protein fem-1 homolog CG6966
Exons: 4
Coding region: 979-3027 (682 amino acids)
Molecular function (GO): protein binding
Source: RefSeq, a predicted model, not a curated record
UAGUAUUUGAUUGACUAGGGCCGAAUGAGAUACAACGUUGAAGAAGAAAAAGUUUGUGAUUCCGUGAUUCACCACUUUGCCUCUUUGCAUGCAAAUCUCAAGGAAAGAAGAAAAGAAUAACAAGAAAAAAAGGAAAAGAGUUCUUACGGUGAAAACCAUAACAGAAGAUUUUUUUAACAAGUGCUAGUGAUUCCUCCCACUUCUCGCAUUAAGCUGUCGCAGCGAAUCAGAAUACAAACACAAAAAGAAAUCAUAACAAAACGUAUUCGAGCAAAAUCGACAGAAACAACAACAAGAUCUUCCUGUUUCUUCUUGAAAAAAGAAGGAAAGAAUUAGAAAGAAAAAAUCCCUGGUCAAAAGGAAAUACGCAACACGAAAAAUAAAAAAGAGUAAUAAUAACAAGAAAAAGAAGAAGCAGAGCAAAAAUUUCGGGAAAAUUGUGCAAUUGUGUGUCUGUGCUGUGUGUUGCUGCAGAAGCCAGAAAGAAUUUUUGUAAAAUCAUAACGCGAAGAAAAACAACAAUUAAGUGAAACGGUGGGCUGGUUGGGUACAUUUUACAUUGCAAAACGUACAACAACAACAAAAAGCAAUAAUAUAAACAUUUCAAUUUGUACCUUUAAACAAAAAAUUUAAAUGAAAAUUUUGCAAAAGAACAAAGGAAAUUUACAAAAACACACAGAACCAACAACCAACACAACUAAAGUAAAACACACACAAACGUAAGUUCUAUACACACACGUAUUCUUAAACAAAAUACAGUGACAGACACGCGCGAGACGACAGAUUCUCUCCAAAAAAAUCAAGUUGAAAAUUGAAAAUACAAAAAAAAAAACAAGAAGUGUGAAGAAUAGGAAGAACGAAAACAACAUAAAUAACUUAACCAAAAGCAACUAGGCGGCGGACAACGACGCGUUAAGUGUUUUCUUUAUUGGAGUGGUGCAAAGAACAAGAAAAAGAUAUUCCAGAACAACUACUGUCAUGGAUCUUGCAUGUAUUGUGUGUAAUGCAGCCAGGGACAAUAAUUUAAAUCUGCUGAAGAGUGUUCUCAAUGGCAGAUCAGCUUCAGAGAUUUCCAUGCUAAUAUCAUCGAAAGUUAAUGGAGCCACACCCUUGGUCAUAUCCUGCCGCAAUGGACACAGUGAAAUUGUAGAAUAUUUAUUGACCUGGUGUCAGGCCGAUGUCGAACAAGUUGGCUCGGUUAGUUUCGAUGGUGAACCGAUUGAAGACGCCCCACCCCUAUGGUGUGCCUCAGCUGCCGGACAUCUGGGCAUUGUUAAACUAUUGGUGAGACAUGGCGCCAACGUCAACAGUACAACGCGAACAAACUCCACACCGCUGCGAGCGGCCUGCUUCGAUGGCCAUUUCGAAAUUGUCAAAUAUCUGAUACAACAUGGUGCCGAUUUCGAGGUGGCAAAUCGCCAUGGUCACACGUGUCUGAUGAUUGCCUGCUACAAGGGUCACUUCAAGAUUGCCCAGUAUUUGUUGUCGCUCAAUGCCAAUGUGAAUCGUUGCAGUGUCAAGGGCAAUACAGCGCUGCAUGACUGCGCCGAAUCGGGUUCGCUGGAAAUUCUGCAGUUGCUGUUGAAACAUGGCGCCACAAUGGAGGUGGACUAUUAUGGUAUGACACCGCUGCUGGCAGCCAGUGUAACGGGUCACGUGCCCAUUGUUGAACAUUUGAUUACCUUGCCCUGUGUUACACGUGAGAGUCGUAUCGAUGCCCUGGAGCUGUUGGGCGCCACCUAUGUAGAUAAGAAACGUGAUAUGGUCAGUGCUCUGUCGCUGUGGCGGCGAGCCAUGGAGGAGCGCAAUCUGGAGCCGAAAAUACCCAAAAAGAUCCAGGAACCCAUAGCGGCCUAUGAAUAUGUGUCGGAAGUCACCACCAUCGAGGAGUUGGAAGAAUUAGUCUUAGAUCCGGACGAGAUGCGUAUGCAAGCAUUAGUGAUAAGGCAAAGGAUAUUGGGUCCCACACAUCCCGAUACUAGUUAUUAUAUUAGAUUUAGAGGUGCUCAUUAUGCCGACGCAGGUCGUUUCGAUCGGUGCAUUGACCUUUGGACAUAUGCUCUAACCAUGCAACAAAAAAUCCUACCACCUCUCAGCCCCAUGACCCAGUCUUCUCUGCUCUCGUUUGCCGAACUCUUCAGUUUUAUGAUGAUGGAAGCGGGCCGUCUGCUGCCACGCGGCCGUGUCGUGCCGUCCAUUGAGGCCUGUGAUAUGCUAAUGAUCUUCUGCAAAGCUGUGGUUGAGGUUGAGCGAGGUUUGUCCCAUUAUCAAAAGCAAAUGCUGCAAUCCGCUGCUACCGUCUCCUCCUCCUCACUUGCAGGACAAAGUUGGUCAAUGGAACAGCAACAGAAAAUCGGCACAACAGCCACCAGCACAGCGAGUGGCGAAGAACAACAACAGCAGCAGUCCGCCAAUGCCGCCGCCGCCGCUGUGGCAUCUCUGCACGACUGUAACAAUGAUCCCAAUGCCCUGAGUCGAGCCUUGGUUAGUGCUUUACACAUUGGCUGCCUUUUGGCCUGGCUAAUAGACGACGAGGCGUGUUGUCCCAACAUGCGAAAAGACAUUCUGAAGGCCCUCUACAAAUUGAAUCGUCUCAAUGUGGCGGUGAGAUCUGGUCGUACAGCUUUACACUAUGCCUGCUAUCGUGAAGGUACUCUGGUGGGUCGUUAUCCUGCUUGUCAAUUCCCCUCGCCGUAUUUGGCUAAAGCUUUAUUGGAAGUCGGUGCUGAUCCCAAUGCAACGGAUGAUGCUGGUAAUACGCCGCUGCAUCUGGCCGCCAUGGUAUAUCCCAAGUGGCCGCAUAUAGCUAAGAUCCUGUUGGAUAAUGGAGCGCAUAUAGACGCUCGAAAUAAGGCUGGCGAAACAUUCGAGUCUCUCAUCAAACCGAAGAAAAUUCACGAAACCGUCAACACCCUCAAGUAUACGACAUUGGCGUGCUUGGCGGCGAAAACAAUACGAAAACACAAUAUCAGCUAUGAGGCGGGAGCGGUGCCUGAAACGUUGCACAAGUUCAUCGAUAUGCAUUAAGUGUUAAGAUUAUAUCAUAGAAUGAAACAGAACAGAACAGAACAUGGACUAUUGUUGUCUUCUCUUAGUAAUCUAGAAACAAAAAACGAAGCUCUGUAGGACUCACACAAGUAUCAAGUCGCCAACCCCUAUUCAGAAACCCAUAACUGAAUACUAUGUAGAGUAACGAUCUUAAACAAUUCGUUUAACAAUCAUAAUUAUUAGAGAAUCACGAAGUUACAAUCAACGAAUAAUCGUAAAAACUAACAAUGAACAAUGAAUGUUUGCAAAAAAUAAAGUCUCAUUUUGAAAAGGUCUCCCUUGCCCUCUCCUAUCUCUGGUACUGAUUUUUCAGCCUAACAAGUCUUCCGGAACUCCUGACAUUUUUCAAGGAUUUUGGGAAGACUGGAAUUAUGAAUGAAUAAUGACCUACUAGAGAUUGAGAAAGCAAGAGAUAUUAUCAGAAAAUGUAAAUAAAAGAAGAAGAAACAAUCAAAUUUUGCAAACCAUUAAAACUCGAAAUUGUCCUGUAACGCGUUAAUUUAUAUCCAAACAUGAAAAAAAUAUGAAAACAAAUAAUCGUAUUUAACUGUAGAUAUUUCUUUGAACUGUUUUAUCAUAGGCUUUAUUCUUAUUUCUAUCUCUCGCUCUGUCUAUACAUACCUACCUAGUUUCAUAUUCAAAAAACAAAUGCAAGAAAAGAAAACAUAGAAAACAAACGUAUUAACGUCAAAAAUAAUGCGAAACAUAUUUAAUUCAUAGUUAAUUUUUAGCAAACGCUUUGUGUUUCAAUAGCUUGUAAGUUAGUUAGUGUUUGUUCACUCAUUAUCUCUUAGAGAAAAAAAAAAACAAUUCAAUUCUCCUCCCAUUAAUUUUUAAUUUCAUUUUCUAUUCUAAUUUUUAUGUUAAACUUAAAUGUUCCUUCAAAAACCAUACUCUGUUUGUAAAAAUCCCAAGAAUACAAGAAAAACAAAAACAAGACGGUGGAUAGAAUACCGAGUACUUCGUGAUUCACCUUCUCCCCCCCCCCCCCCCCCCCCUAAAAAAACACCUGUAUUCUUUAUAAUUCUUUUUUUCUCCUCCCCCCCCCAUCUUCCUCCUCUCUACAAUUCAAAAUAACAAAACAAGAACAAACAGAACAACCACAAACCGCAUAGAAACGAAAUAAAGUAAAGUAAAGAAAAAACAAAAA